GGAGGAAAAAAAAAAAAGGUGCUGGCUGGUAAUUGGGUAUCAUAGUGCGGCCCCGAGCCUGGUGUGUGGCGUGAGAACCUGUAGAACAUUACCUUCAACCAUUUCAGAGAAGAAAAGUGUCGGUGUGCCCUCAUCUCCUUCUGGUGGCUCAAGUAGUGACAUCUGUACAUGCACUCUGCAUCUCUGCUGCAUUAGCGUGGCAUUAAAUAUCCCUGCUUUAACAACUAUUUACCAGGAAGGUGGUGCUGAGCUUCCUGUUCCACAGCUCCUGUUCCCAUUCUGCCUUGGAAGAACGUAAUGUGACAAAGCCUUCAGUAAAACCAGAGCCUGAAGGAAAUAUCAGGUGUUAACAUCCAAUAAAAAGCUAACGCGGUGGAAUGAACUGGGAUUGCGAGGUACCUCUUGUAUGGCUGAGGCAGGAACUGACCAAAUGCAGCGUUUUUAUGAUGGUGACAGCUUUCUGCUCAACAAUUAAGUGCUUGUGCUGCAGACUGAGAAAGCCGCAGAGCUGCCUUGGCUCGGAGCUGGGAGACGUCAUGGAUUCCUGAGUGUGAAGUUUGCAGGAAAGCCCUCGGUUUGGGAGAUGGAGGCGAUCCAAGGGUUUCCAUGGCACUGGGAUAAACAGGAGGAAACAGUGAGGGAAUCCCGUUAUUUUACAGCAUUCAAAGACUAUAAACACUCAGAGCAGGGAAGGAAGUGGCCUUUCCCUCUCUAGUAACCCUCAUCUCAGAGCAGAGAACUGACUUCACUUCAGGAACAAGCUCAGCCCAGUUCGGAUCCCUCUUAGCACCUCCAAACGCUUACAGAGGAGGCAAGCAGGAGGGGUUCCCUCUGUCUGGGCAGCACCGGUCGAACAUGGUUUAAAGAAGACUUUUUUCCUCUUCUUUUUUCAACUGAUUUUUUUUUUUUUUUUUUUUUUUUAAUUUAAAUUCCCGAUGCAGAGAGAAACUGCCUGCAGGCUGCUUCGUUACCACCACAUCAUGAGGUCUAUGGAUCAAGAACCUCUCCAAUAAUGUCACCACGAACAAGCAUCACGGAGGAAACCUGCUUGGGACAACAUUCACCAUCACCACGUCCCAACUCAAGGUCUUCAUCACCAGGUGCAAAACGGAGGUACUCUUGCACUCAGCAGCCUUCCACCUCUCCACGACAGUCAAGGACCCCCUCUCCACAGUCCUCUCCACGCAUCCCCCUGAGGGAAGACAGCUCUACGCUUACUUACACGCAGUUGUCCAGCGCUCCUCUUUCCAUGGAUGCUAUGAACAGCCUUCCUACAGAUCCUUCCUGUGGUGUUCCCACCAAAAUUUGGAAAACCAGCCCUGACCCUUCAUCAAUGCCUUCCCACAAAAACAGCAUUCCGUGCCACGUCUUUCAGACUGUUGACUUCCAUGGGCCCUGCGAGCAGGAGGACAGGAGAAACUCAGCGCCAGAAUCGAUUCUGUUGGUUCCUCCGUCCUGGACAAAGCAACUGAUGCCAGCAAUACCUAUCUGCAGCUUGCCCGUCCAGUCUCUGCCGCCCCUCGAGUGGCCGCUCUCCAGCCAGUCUGGCUCCUACGAGCUGCGCAUCGAGGUGCAGCCCAAGCCCCACCACCGCGCGCACUACGAGACAGAGGGGAGCCGAGGGGCUGUGAAGGCCCCGACUGGAGGCCAUCCUGUGGUCCAGCUUCACGGUUACAUGGAGAACAAACCAUUGGGUCUUCAGAUCUUCAUCGGGACAGCAGAUGAACGGAUACUCAAACCUCAUGCCUUCUAUCAAGUCCAUCGCAUUACAGGAAAAACUGUCACCACCACCAGCUAUGAAAAAAUUAUUGGCAACACCAAAGUUUUAGAGAUCCCACUGGAACCCAAAAACAACAUGAAAGCAACCAUUGACUGUGCGGGGAUUUUGAAGCUGAGGAACGCGGACAUCGAGCUGCGUAAGGGUGAGACGGACAUCGGCAGGAAGAACACCCGCGUCCGGCUUGUCUUCCGCGUGCACAUCCCUGAGUCCAGCGGCCGCAUCAUCUCUCUGCAGGCAGCAUCAAACCCCAUCGAGUGCUCCCAAAGGUCUGCUCAUGAACUUCCGAUGGUUGAAAGACAAGACAUUGAUAGUUGCCUCGUGUAUGGAGGGCAACAGAUGAUCCUGACAGGACAGAAUUUCACAGCGGAGUCCAAGGUGGUGUUCACAGAGAAAACUUCAGAUGGGCAGCAGAUCUGGGAAAUGGAGGCGACAGUGGAUAAAGAUAAGAGCCAGCCUAGCAUGCUCUUUGUAGAAAUACCGGAGUACCGGAACAAGCACAUUCGCACACCUGUGAAGGUGAAUUUCUAUGUCAUCAAUGGCAAAAGAAAAAGAAGCCAACCCCAGCAUUUUACCUAUCACCCAGUACCAUCAAUCAAAACAGAGCCCAUUGAUGACUAUGAUCCAGCCCUAAUCUGCAACACAGUACACAGUGGUCUGGGAACAGUCACACAGCCGUACUAUUCACAGCACACAAUGGUCACCGAGUCCCCUUCCUGUCUUGUGGCCACUAUGGCUCCCUGCCAGCAGUUGCGCUCGGGCCUUUCUUCUCCUGAUUCUCGAUACCAUCAGCAGAAUCCAGCUGCAGUAGUAUACCAAAGAAGCAAGAGCCUUAGCCCAAGCCAGCUGGGCUACCAGCAGUCCGGUUUGAUGGCUACACCGGUUGCAAUUUCAGAUGCCCAUAGGUCAGUGCUAGUGCAUGCUGGUUCCCCAGGCCAAACUUCAGCAGUGCUCCACCACUCUCCAGGCAACCAGCAAUCUUCUCCAGUGAUUCACUACUCUCCAACCAACCAGCAGCUGAGGUGUGGAAGUCACCAGGAAUUUCAGCACAUUAUGUGCUGUGAAAAUUUUACGUCCAGUGUUGCAAGACCAAGCCAGCCCCAAGUCAGUCAAGCACAGAGAUUAAGUCCGAGUUCAUAUCCUACCGUGAUCCAGCAGCAGACAGCUUCAGGCCAGCGGGCAGCAAAAAAUGGACAACCAGUCAGUGACCAGAAAGAAGUGUUACCAGCUGGAGUCACUAUUAAGCAGGAGCAGAAUUUGGACCAAGCGUACCUGGAUGAUGUUAACGAAAUUAUCAGGAAGGAAUUUUCUGGACUCCCUGCCAGAAAUCAGACAUAGAAGAAGAUUUGUGAGACAGCUUCUACCAAAUCCUUCCAUAACUGACCUCUUAGAUCCUUCCAGUGCCCCUGCAACCUCCUGCUUCCUUAGCUGUUCAUCUCAAGGCACCAGUUCAAUGCAAGGAACAAUGUACUGGCAUCAAGCUGACAGCCUUGACUAAGCAACUCGCCACCUCUCUCUGUAAACAUGGAAAAGGGCACCCUUCCUUUCGUCCAAAGAUCGCAUUGUUCUCAUGUAACAGAGCAUCUGUCUGAGGAAACACUUCAAGCCUGCUGCAAAAAUCUAGCUAUGUAUCGAUGCAUCUAUCUCAGAAUAAGGGAGAAGUAAGAUGGCACUCCUGAAGGCCACACAAAACAAGGGAGGUUAUAUAUUAGUCUUUA
Messenger RNA from Lagopus leucura (white-tailed ptarmigan), 3495 nucleotides. RefSeq names its product nuclear factor of activated T cells 2 (gene NFATC2). Gene Ontology annotation, molecular function: RNA polymerase II cis-regulatory region sequence-specific DNA binding; DNA-binding transcription factor activity, RNA polymerase II-specific; transcription factor binding. Gene Ontology annotation, biological process: cytokine production; regulation of transcription by RNA polymerase II; calcineurin-NFAT signaling cascade. The transcript has 12 exons. Gene Ontology annotation, cellular component: transcription regulator complex. The record is from RefSeq and is a predicted model, not a curated record. Bases 1013 to 3115 code for a protein of 700 amino acids. NCBI's taxonomy places the organism in Eukaryota, Metazoa, Chordata, Aves, Galliformes, Phasianidae.